AUGCCGUAUUCAGAGAGCGCGCAGGCCGCGCUGGUCCAAUGGGCGAACACGUUUCCACUCGACAAGAAGGCUGACUCAAUAAACGAUUAUCUCGAUGGCAUCCUACUCUCUCAGGUCCUGCAGGACCUCGAUCCUUCCUUCGACGCAAAUACCAGCGAAGGCCCUCUCUACAAUGUCUACAAGGGCAUCCAUAGGCUGGUCUAUCGCGAGUGCCCCGGGCUCGUGGGCAAGGUGAAGUCUGCGGACAUUCGACCCAGAGCCAGAGAAGCGCAGCCAGAAGCUAUCGCCCAGCUCAUUGCCGUUCUCUUUGCAAUCGCGAUGCUCGGGAGUAACAACGAACGAUACGUCAUGCGCAUUACCAAGGACAUCUCCGACAAGUCGGUCCUCAUGCAGCUCCAGCGAAUCACUCAGGACAUGAAGCAAGCCAUGGAAGAAGCUGACGCAGCAGACCUCGACGACACUUCCGACGCCACCCACGAAGGCCACGAUGCCGACCUUGCGAUGGAGGCUGACAACAUACGUCUUCGUUCCGAACUAGACAAAAGAGGAAAGCUCCUCGCAGACAUGGAGACACGCUUGGGCCAUCUGCAGGAGAGCUAUGACGAUCUAAAGGACGAGGUCGUUGCAAAGGGAAGGGAGCUGGAAGCAUUCCACAGCGCUCAAGAUGGUGCCGGAAAGGAGGUCAUCAGGUCGCUUGAGUUGAAGCUGCGUGAGCAGGAUGAGCUUAUCGCCAACCAGGAGGCUCAGGCUGAGGACGAUCGUAUCGCAAAAGAGCGGCUGCAAAGCGAGGUCUCCGCGCUCAAGGCCAAGACUCAGAAGCUCGAGGCUCUCGAUGAUGAAGUGAAGGAACUGCGCUUCAAGAAUGAAGAGUUGUCCCGCAAGGCAAAUAUGGUGGAGCGGUACAAGCAGAAGCUCGAGGCCCAAUCCACCUUGUCGAAAGAGAUGGACAACCUGCUUUACGAAAAGGAGCAGAUGCAGCGUGACCUCAUUGAAUACGAGAAGGUUCUAAAGAGGAAUCAGGCGCUGGAACAGACUAAUGAGCAGUACGCUUCGAAGCUCAGAGACUACGAGCUGCAGUACGUCGAGCUGGAUGCCCAGCGAAGGGCGCUUCACGAUGAUACCAUGCAACUGAGGGCUCGCCUUCAGUCUCUUGACGCUCAGCGUCUUUCAGAUGAGCGCCUCAUUUCUGAGCUGCAGGAGCAGAUUGCCACUGGGGCUGGCUCAUCAGCCAUGUCACCAGACGCAGCUUCUGCUGGGUUCAGCCUGGAGCAGGAGCUUGACAGUGCUGGCAGCAGUGCUCCUCCCAACCUAAGCCUUGAGGUCUCUCGACUUAAGGCUGAGAACAACUUGCUCCGUAGCGGCAUGGGCUCCGCUUCAGAAAAUGCUCGGUUGCGACAAGAGCUCGAGGACGAACGACGACAGCGGGAGCGUCUCCAAAGCACGUACAACGAGACGUUUGAAAAGCACCAGCUCGCAGAGGCCCAAGUCAGCGCUUUGAUUGGGGGCGGCGGCGGCGAAAAGUCAGUCGAAUUCGUUAAUAUGCUUAUCCCACUUGGCCUGGAACGAGUGCUAACGCAACAAUACUACUUUAGCGAGGUGUUGGCCAACUUGAAGAUUCAGGUUGCCCAGAUGACCCAUGAGCUUCAAGCCGAGAAGAGGAAGCUCACAGAGGUGCAAGCUCAGCUCGCCGACAAGGAUCGUGAGCUCCUCAGCGCCAGGACAGACCUCUCUGCUGUUGCCAAAGAUAGUGUUACUGCCCUGGAGGAGCUCAAAUCUACUGACCAGCUCAUCUCAGCCUCGGUUCGAGAGGAGCUUGAGGCAGCGCGCCUACAAAUAAGGAACCUCAGCGCUGACUUGGAGAACCGCCAAAGCUCACUAAUCAACGCUCUGCUAGAGAAGGACAAACUUCGAAAGGAACUUGACGAAGCCAAGGAGGGCCGGCAAGAUGGUGCCGAGUCCAGCGAGGUUAGCCAGAGGCGCGAAGACAAGAUUGAGAAGCUGCGGGCGAGACUCAAGGAGCGACAAUCGCAACUGGAAAAGUCCGAGCAAGAAAAGUACGACCUGCAGCGUAAGCUCAAGGCGGCGGAGGGCGGCGAAGCGGCUGCGGCGCAAAAGGCUGCGAGUGACCAAAUCAUUAAGAAUCUUCAACGCGAGAACGCCCUCAUUGCCACCGCCUGGUACGAUCUUACUAGCCGUAUCCAGAGCAACCACGUGGUGUUGCAGAGGAGAAACGAAGUGCCCAAGAGCUGGCUGGGCAAGCAGAGACAAAUGGUCAACGUGAACGCUAUGGACAUGAGUGCUGAUGUUUCUUAUGCAGCCACUCCUAGGAGGUAG
Messenger RNA from Colletotrichum chrysophilum, 2334 nucleotides. RefSeq lists its product as uncharacterized. The coding region runs from base 1 to 2334 and encodes 777 amino acids. The record is from RefSeq and is a predicted model, not a curated record. The transcript is spliced from 6 exons. NCBI's taxonomy places the organism in Eukaryota, Fungi, Ascomycota, Sordariomycetes, Glomerellales, Glomerellaceae.